GUGAACACCAGCUCAAGAUCAAACUUUCGGCUUUCUUCUUUUUUUUUUUGGAUCUGUUUCUUGAUCUGUUGCCCCCGCAAUGGCGGCCUCGGCGAGACGCCUCUCUGUUCUGUUCGUUGUGCUGGUGCUCGCUCAUUCCCAGGUCCAAGCUAGAGAGAGCAAAUUCUUCAGCAAGGUCACUCAUUCCACCAACGUAGCGCCCGGAGAUGACGUCAGAGAGAAGAAGCCGUCCCGCAUCGAGAUCCCCGUGGCUGCUCCGGAGUAUAGCCUCGCGCCUGGCCCUGCCCCGGCUUAUGUUGAGAAGGAGUACGGUUACGGCCUGUAUGGCCACGACUCCGACAUGCUCCCGCCGGCUAGAGAGACGUACACUCCUGUGACCACCACCACCACCACCACCGAUGUCAAUGAAAAGAAAACCACCGCCACUCCAGCCACUGCCACAACCGAUAAGGAGGACAACUUUGAGGACCAAUUCGUGCGGGAAGAGCUCAGCGGCGAAAGCUUCCAGACGGGCUACACAAAUAACAACAACAACAACAAUGGCUACGCAAACACCAGGGAAACCAACGGAUACGCCAACAACUACAACACCAACGCCUUCACGAGCACGUACAGCACCACUGGCCAGUCCGAGAACUACAACGCAAAUGGUUACCCCGGCAGCUCCAACAGCAAUGGCUAUGGGACCGAGAAGCAAGGGAUGAGUGACACCAGGUACUUGGAGAAUGGCAAGUACUACUACGACGGGAAGAGCGAGAACAGUUACCUCAACGGGCAUAAGCCAGAAAAGGCAGCUACCGGGAAUUAUGCCAACUACGACGAGAAUAGUGCCAACUCGAGAGAAACCAACGGAUACGCCAACAACUACAACACCAACGCCUUCACGAGCACGUACAGCACCACUGGCCAGUCCGAGAAUCACAACACAAAUGGUUACCCCGGCAGCUCCAACAGCAAGGGCUAUGGGACCGAGAAGCAAGGGAUGAGUGACACCAGGUACUUGGAGAAUGGCAAGUACUACUACAACGGGAAGAGCGAGAACGGUUAUCUCAAUGGGUAUGAGCCAGAAAAGGCAGCAACUGGGAGUUAUGCCAACUACGAUAACAACAGUUUGAACUCGAACGAGUUUGAUACCAUGGAAGAGUACUACAAGAAGCAGGGGUACCAAGAGAGCCAGGAGGUGUACGAGCCUUGAGAGCGAUCGGUCCGCGAGCGAUCAAGCAGAGAGCUCUGGACAUGGAUUGCAGAGUAGGACGUUAAGCUAAAUUAUGAAAGAGAGGAUGUGUGUUCCUUGUGUUGAUGUUUUCAAAGUUCGUUUUUUUUUUCCUCUUGGGCACUUUUUAUUGCAUUGCGUAUGGAAGAACUAUACGAGUUGUUUGCAACAA
Messenger RNA from Rhodamnia argentea, 1385 nucleotides. RefSeq names its product protein E6. The coding region runs from base 80 to 1195 and encodes 371 amino acids. The transcript has a single exon. NCBI's taxonomy places the organism in Eukaryota, Viridiplantae, Streptophyta, Magnoliopsida, Myrtales, Myrtaceae. The record is from RefSeq and is a predicted model, not a curated record.